Coniophora puteana RWD-64-598 SS2 is the source of this 2666-nucleotide messenger RNA. RefSeq lists its product as uncharacterized. Gene Ontology annotation, molecular function: hydrolase activity. Bases 36 to 1025 code for a protein of 329 amino acids. The record is from RefSeq and is a predicted model, not a curated record. The transcript has 13 exons. Lineage: Eukaryota; Fungi; Basidiomycota; Agaricomycetes; Boletales; Coniophoraceae.
GACCAACUCCUAGUCCAUCACACCGAUAGCUAAUUAUGGCAGACUUACCCCAGGCCAUUCACCCGGACGUCGUCGACAGACUCAGGCCCGAGUACGUCAAGUUCCACAACGAGCACAUCGCGUCUCGCGUCCCGCCCCACGCGCUCCCCUGGGACUCCAACAUCCGCAACGCCCCCACCGUUCCAGGCGGGUCUCCGGUCCAGAAGGUGGGCAGCGUGAGGGAUAUCCCACUCCAAAACCACAAGAUACGCGUCUUUACGCCCUCGGGAACUCCGCCUGAAAAGGGCUGGCCGGUGUACAUUGAUAUCCACGGCGGUGGCUGGACGCUGGGCAGCAUCGAUACCCAGAACGCGUUUGCUUCGCGUCAAUGUAAUGAGCACAAGUGCCUCGCGAUCAGCGUAGACUAUCGUCUCGCUCCUGAGCAUCCAUAUCCGGCCGCGGUUGAAGACGCGGUCGCGACUCUCAAAUGGGUGCACGAGCAUGGCAAGGCAGAGCUCAGUGCAGACGUCAACAGAAUUGCCGUCGGUGGUUCCUCAAGCGGGGGGAAUCUGGCCGCACUCCUUGCGCUGAAGGGACCUCAGAUGAACCCACCGAUACCAGUCAUCUUCCAGGUUCUUAUGGUCCCAGUGACCGACAACACUGCAACGGUCGAGGGCCCCUAUCCCUCGUGGAAAGAGUGUCAGAACACUGUGUGGUUGAACCUGGACCGGAUGAACUGGUUCCAGAACUACUACUUUCCGAAUAAGGAGGAUCGCGCCAAGUGGGAAGCCUCACCCAUGUUCGCGCCGGACGAGAUGCUCGCCAAAGUCGCGCCUGCGCACAUCGCGGUCAAUGAGCUCGACAUUCUCCGCGACGAGGGCAUCGCGUACGGCGAGAAGCUGCGGAGGCUCGGGGUGCCUGUCGAGAUCAAGGUGCACAAGGGUGUCCCGCACCAGAUUAUGGCUAUGGAUGGCGUGCUCGAUUGUGCCAAAGAGGUUGCGGACGACAUAACGAGGGCGCUCGGAGAAGCAUUUAAGAAAUAUUAGAUAGUGUAAAAGCUUUGUAUGAUAUCAAUAGAUCCUUCAAGACAGUUUGGUUAUCUCGGCCGAAAGACGUUCCCGGAUAGGAGUUGACCCUGGUCCUGUGUACGAUAGCAGUGCAUAAGUUCCUUUCGACAGGUGACCGGGGUUGACGGCCAAGCUAUUGUCGACCGGCUUAGAGAAAUGUCUCAGCUUGCUGGGCAGGAUAAGUACAUCCGGCGCAGGUUCGUCCUCAGUGGAAAUAAGCUUGAUUCCAUCAGAAUGCGUGAUGUCGAGGUUGACCUCAUGAGAUAGGUCAAGUGGCGCCGGGAACAAAGGAUAGAAACUUCUCUGCUGAAGAAGGUGUCGGCUCAACAUGGUCAUUCCAUCGUUGGCCGUGCCGGGAAUGGAGGGCGAGGGUUCAAUUUCUGUACCCCGUUUGAAAAGCUCUUCCUUGCGCAGGUGGAAGAGGACGUCUACGCUGCUCGUGCCAAAUGAUAUCCCAUUCACAGAGAAUCGACAGGGGUUAGGAAGCAGUUGUAUGCGGGAGUGGUUGAUAGUUCCAGGGGCGAAUUCACGCUGAGGAAACACCGCGUGGUCACUGACUAUGUCCCGAACGUUGGGAACGAGCAGGACCAUACUUCCCUCAGAUGAUCUAAGGAAGUCACUCAGUGCCUUGACAAACACAUCCUGAAAGAUCUGCGCAGGUGACGCGUCGACUUCCCCAUUGAUUAUGGAAGGAUGAGUAGCAUCGAUGAAUGGACCAGUAAGAAGAACGACAUCCGGUUUGGUGGAUUGUAGCGUUUGUAUUAAUGACUGCCAGCUUUUGAAGUCUAAACUUGUAUCCGGGGUAAAUGGACCGCAAGCUAUGCACAUCCGAAACGGCGAAGUCGAGGCCUGCGGUUGUGAUGCUUUCAGCGGAGGAGGCGCUAGUAUCUCCUCUGCAACGAACCAACCGCCGCCACCAUUCCGACCGCGGAGGGCAACAAUGGCGCCAGGGAACAGGCCAACCCCGCCCACUCCAGCAGGAGCUCCUCGUAUCUUGACAUCUGGCGAAAUACGAAGGGGCAUUCUGGCACCUGAACCCAUCAUGCGGGAAGACUCUAUCAACAACGAGGUUUCGUUGAGUUUGGCGCUUGCGCUCGUAGAUUCGGCAUCCAGGACUAUGCGACCGACGACGGUGACUUGCUCCUCUGUUGACGCAGCGGGGUCACUAAAUUCGUCGAUUUUGUAGUGUGUUCGUACGGCAUCCGCGAUUUCCUCGAUUCUAUCGUCCAGAACUGCACUCCGUUCCGACGGCUUUUCAAACAUGUAUCUGUAUCCUCUCUGGUUCAUUGACUCCAUAUCUUUGCGAGGGCCCACAAAGUUUACCCUGCUCGGCCCCGCGACCUUCUCAUCAACCUCCAUCUUCACGUAUUCCGCUUUCACGGGGAUCUUUCCGACUUUGGGAGGACCAUUAAGCGCGCCCGCUAGGCUUCCGAACUUGCCCCCUCGUCUGGCGCUGAGGCUUGCAAAUGCUGAAUUGGGCCUGACGUGCUGGGUCCUCUUUGCCCCAGCUUCGAUGUCGCUCUUGACCCUGGCGCGGAGCUCGUCGAUUCUGUCUAUUGUUAAGAGGGGGCUGAGCGAGCUAUACGUAUUGUAGUUGAGCGCCUCCCAUUUGUAACGCAU